GCUCAGUCAGUGCCGGUAGAGGCAGCGGUAUGGCUGGUGUUUUGUGUACAGAUAGUGCGGUCACCUGGCAAAGCUCCCCGCCCCGGGGCAGGGGGAGUGAGCGGCCCAGCCUCCACACCCAGCGCUGACAGGGAUUCCCAUACAGCGGGCUCCCCCCGCCCGCACUUCCCUCGCUCCUCCCCUCCGAUAAACUCUCUGACAAACAGCCCGGGAAGUGGCAGCGAGAGUCAGGACGUAGCGGAGCGCCAGGGACUCGCUGCUCUCCGGGAAAACUUUGUGCGCUCACCUGAGGCGGCCGGGACUGCACGCUCUCCGCCGGCUCCUGCGGUCAUGCCGGUCGGCAGUCUGCUGCCUUUCGUGGUGUCCCCGCUGGGGUCGGGGAGCGGAGCUGGGGGCGGGUCGGGCGGAUUGGCCCCCGGAGGCGGAGUGUCCGGGCUGCUGGGCCCCGCGGGGAGGAAGCUCUCCGGGUUCCGGCUGACGGAGAAGUUCGUUCUGCUGUUGGUGUUCAGCGGCUUUAUCACCUUGUGCUUCGGGGCCAUCUUCUUCCUGCCCGACUCCCCCAAGCUGCUGAGCGGCGUGUUCUUCCAGCAGCCCCCGCAGCCUCCUCCGCAGCGCACCUCAGCCGGGACCGGACUGCAGGAUGAGGAGGACGGGGGGCGACUUGCCCGGAUCCGGGAGGAACAUGAGAGGGCGCUGCGGGAAGCCAAGGACACGCUCAACCGGCCGCCCGAUCAGAUCAUGCGGGAGAUCCAGGAGGAGAAGGACCGAAUGUGGGAGCAUGGCAGGGGCACUGCCGCGGGGGGAAGGUUAAUCCCCCGGCCCUUCAGAGAACCCAUCGGAGUGGUGGGGAAGGAGCCCGCGGACCCCGAUGUCAAGGAGAAGCGGGACAAGGUUAAGGAGAUGAUGAAAUUUGCCUGGGAUAAUUAUAAGCGAUAUGCAUGGGGAUUAAAUGAACUGAAACCUCUGCAAAAACAAGGACAUUCAAGUAAUUUAUUUGGUAACAUCCAAGGAGCAACAAUUGUAGAUUCUCUUGAUACUUUGUACAUCAUGGGAAUGAAGGAUGAAUUCCAGGAUGCUAAAGAUUGGGUGGAGAAGAAUCUAGAAUUCAAUGUGAAUGCUGAGGUGUCAGUCUUUGAAGUAAACAUUCGUUUUGUUGGUGGCCUUUUGUCUGCUUAUUACCUUUCUGGAGAAGAGAUAUUUAGAAGAAAAGCGGUAGAACUUGGAGAGAAACUACUGCCUGCUUUCAAUACACCAACUGGAAUUCCUUGGGCCCUGUUAAACAUGAAGAGUGGUAUUGGUCGAAAUUGGCCUUGGGCAUCUGGAGGCAGCAGUAUCUUGGCGGAGUUUGGAACCCUACACUUGGAGUUUAUUCAUUUAAGUGAAGUAUCUGGGAAUCCUGUUUUUGCUGAAAAGGUAAUGAAUAUUCGUAAAGUGUUAAGUCGAUUGGAUAAACCACAAGGGCUUUAUCCAAACUACCUGAAUCCCAGCAGUGGCCAAUGGGGACAACACCAUGUAUCUGUAGGUGGCCUUGGAGAUAGUUUCUAUGAGUAUUUACUAAAGGCAUGGCUGAUGUCAGACAAGACUGAUGAAGAUGCCAAGAAGUUAUAUUACGAUGCUGUUCAGGCCAUUGAGACUCAUUUAAUCCGUAAGUCAAGCAGUGGCUUAACAUAUAUUGCUGAAUGGAAAGGAGGUCUUUUGGAGCAUAAAAUGGGACAUUUAACGUGUUUUGCUGGUGGCAUGUUUGCCCUUGGAGCAGAUGGAGCACCAAGUGAUAAAACAGGGCACCAUAUUGAACUGGCUGCAGAGAUUGCAAGGACAUGCCAUGAAUCCUAUGAUAGAACAACAAUGAAGCUGGGACCCGAAGCAUUUAGGUUUGAUGGAGGCGUAGAAGCUAUUGCUACAAGACAGAAUGAAAAAUACUACAUUCUACGACCUGAGGUGAUAGAAACCUAUAUGUACAUGUGGAGAUUUACACAUGACCCAAAAUACAGACAGUGGGGUUGGGAAGCUAUUCAGGCUUUGGAAAAGUACUGCAGAGUGGAAGGCGGCUAUUCUGGCAUCAAGGAUGUUUAUGCUACCCAUCCCGGUCAUGAUGAUGUGCAGCAAAGUUUUUACCUUGCGGAGACACUCAAGUAUCUCUACUUAUUGUUUUCCGAUGAUGAUCUCCUUCCGUUAGAACACUGGAUUUUCAAUACUGAGGCACAUCCCCUCCCAAUUAUCCAGAAGGCUGACAGAACGAUAAAAAGCAUAGAGAAAUAAGAGCGACAUUUAUACUAUGCUUUUUAUACCAGAAAUUCACUGCAUUCCUGCUACAGUCCGAUCUUGAUUUUCUCUCUCAGAUUCCGGACAGAGCAUCCGUCUUCAAGUCUGUCAUGUGAACCAACGUUUUGCAGUCUAUCAUGUUUACGUUAAGAUUCCUGCGUGAUCCUAGAGCCAUUCCUUUGUGAUCUAACCAAUGACUGUGAAUUUAAAGCACCUUUCUUCUUGGACAUUCCAUUUAGAGUUAGACAACCAUCCUUGACCAUAUAGAAUAGAACAGUCUGCACUUUUUGUUACUUACGCCUCUUUCCUUUCGUUCGACUGCAAAGAUCCUUCCUCCUCUGUGAGGAGAUUGUCUGCUUUAAGCUGUAAUAUUUUGCCAUGUUGCAAAAAGCCAUAAUAAUUAGUAUAAAGAACGACUUCUUUUCCUUUCCAGUUAUAUGUGAAUCUGAUUUGUCUGAAGCUCACGGAAGGCAAAUUGUGUAACUGUGACAUCUUCCUCUUAUGCGGGUUUUGGUAAAAUGUUCCAAACUUACAUUUCUAAGAAAAGUGCUCUAGAAAUGACUUUAUUCCAUGCAGACAUAACCCUAUUUUUUCUGUGUUAAAUUAAUAGCCAUCUAAUCUGUUCAAUGAAACUGUUCUUAAAAUAUUUUGAUUAUAAAACUAGAUUUAUCUAAAUAUAUAUAUAUAUAUCUAUAAAUAUCUGAUCUAUAGACAAUCCAGGUGUGGCAAAAUAAAAUUUUCUGAUUAUUUUCCUAGG
Molecule: messenger RNA, 3019 nt
Organism: Hyla sarda
Lineage: Eukaryota; Metazoa; Chordata; Amphibia; Anura; Hylidae
Gene: MAN1A1
Product: mannosidase alpha class 1A member 1
Exons: 12
Coding region: 331-2259 (642 amino acids)
Biological process (GO): N-glycan processing; carbohydrate metabolic process
Cellular component (GO): endoplasmic reticulum; Golgi membrane; extracellular exosome
Molecular function (GO): calcium ion binding; mannosyl-oligosaccharide 1,2-alpha-mannosidase activity
Source: RefSeq, a predicted model, not a curated record